This is a messenger RNA of Melampsora larici-populina 98AG31, 3714 nucleotides long. RefSeq lists its product as uncharacterized. Gene Ontology annotation, molecular function: protein binding. NCBI's taxonomy places the organism in Eukaryota, Fungi, Basidiomycota, Pucciniomycetes, Pucciniales, Melampsoraceae. The record is from RefSeq and is a predicted model, not a curated record. Bases 1 to 3714 code for a protein of 1237 amino acids. The transcript is spliced from 17 exons.
AUGGCUGAUCCAUCAGACACUUUUUAUCAAACUUUCGAACUUUCACUAAACGAGCCGGUGGGAUGCCUCAGCAUGAGUCGAAAAGGUCUAUUCGUCAUAGAUCUGAAUCACCCUUACGAGCCACCUCGUUUCUUGGCACACUCUGCUACUUGGGAUGUUGCCGAUAUACAGUGGUCACCACAUCCGGAACGUAGGAGCUGGGUCGCUUCAACAUCAUCCCAAAAGGCCUUGAUCUGGAACUUGGAUCUACCCUAUCAUUCCCAAACGGCUUCUCGAAAGACUUCCAACUUGAACAUGUCCGGAGAUCCAACCCUCAAUCCUGAUCGAACCGCUCAGUCUCCCAUUCAAUUUGUAUUGGAGGCACACACUAGAGCCAUAUGUGAUAUCAACUGGUCGGUAUUCAAUGUUGAUGUCUUAGCUACUUGUGGAAUCGACUCCUGGACAUACGCAUUUGAUCUACGUUCUGGUAGCAGAGCGGUACAAGGGUUUUGUGCUUGGGGCUCACCGGCCACUCAGGUGAAAUGGAAUCGGCAAAACUCCCACCUUUUGGCCUCAUCGCACGACUCUCGCGUCUUGAUAUGGGACACCCGUCGGCCGGCGAUUCCUCUACUUGAGAUAAAGGCCCAUGACGAAAAGAUAUAUGGAGUGGAUUGGUCUCGCCGAUCGCCAGAUGGUAUAGUCACCUGUAGUCUAGAUAAGACCGUCAAAUUUUGGUCGACAAAAAAUUCCGAAGCUCCCAUUCAGACGAUUGAGACCCCAUCUCCUGUGCGAAGGGCUAGGCAUCUGCCCUUUGGACAUGGUGUGAUGACCUUACCCCAGCGUUCUGACCAUGUCCUGAGUAUGUGGUCACAGAGUUGUCCGACCAAGCCGAUUGCAAUUUUUUCUGGUCAUCGAGACACAGUACGAGAGUUCGUUUGGAGGACUCGAGGUGGUGAAAAUUCAGCUUCCGAUGAUCGGCAAUUUCAACUGGUUACAUGGGGAAAUGAUCGAAAGCUUCGACUGUGGCCCGUUAGUCAAGACGUGCUAAUCAAAGCUGGCUUCAAACUCGGCUCCCCAAUUGAUGUCCGGGUCACUCGUAAAGGGACAUCCACCAAUCGAAGCUUCAGACAUUCGAGUCUGACAGUUCCAUUCGUCCCUAGUCCACCUUCGAUGUCGGCAUCUCCCUUCAGAGUAGGCAAACAUUCAUCUUCCCCUGGCUCGUCUAUGACGAAUGCCUUCUUGCAUACUCAUACUCCUUCACCUCGGAACCGAGCUGUCACACUCUCCGAAGGAGUAAAGUCUCCUCAAAAGCGAAAAACCAAGAUACAAGGCGCCAGGCGUUUUGUGCGACAUCCUGGCUUCAUGACCCGACAAUCUACACUUGGAGUGGCAGACUUGUCUAGCAAUCGGCUCACAUGGAUGGAAGGCAUAAAACUUUAUCGACCUUCGGAAUGCGCGGAUCAUGAAAGUAACCAGCUUACGGUCUCUGGUGGUCUCACUUAUACUAGAUCACUUUCAAGAGACAGUCAAGUUUUUUCGCCGACUGACCUUAAUCAAGAAGCUUGUCACAAAACUGCCCCGACCCUAGGAGAAGAGCUCACCUCGGCUCAGCGUAAUCUACCGCGGGUCACAUUUGAACAACUGACAGUACAAGCCAGGACUUGUUCUGUGGGCCUCUAUGGCCCUUGGGCGGCACGUGAAGGUAUCGCCUUCGUUCGCGCAACCUUUACGUUUCCCAAAGCCUACCCACAGCUCAAACCACCUUCAAUCGAGAUAGAGCGAAGCUCAGAUGUUAGCGCUCGUACAAGAGCCUAUCUAUUAAAAUCAGCCCGUGAAUUGAUGCAAGAACGAGUUCGAAAGCAAGAGCCAGGCGCUUUGGAGAUUUGUUUGAAAUUUUUACUCGGUGAUCGGUCUUUGAUGGAAACAGAAAAGGUUGAACGAUAUGUGGACUCGGAUGAAGAGAUGAGAGAUCCUGAAGUUGGAAUGCGUCCAGAUAUCCUCCAAAAUAAUACCAAUGUACCCCCACCUCGACGUGGAGGAGUUUGGUUUAACUCAUAUGUUCCUAAAUGGUUUGAAGUUUAUACCACACAGCGGAAUUAUAAAUUCGAAGCGUUUGGUACCUUGGCUUUAUCGCCUACUAAUCGGGCAUACCUUUCUGACGAGGAAUCAGAAUCAGACGAUGCAUUAAGGUUGCCAAUGUCACGGCGUCUACCAUCGAAGCCAAAUCCACCUCCAACGACCAAUUCCCUACCUCAACGCGAAAUUUCGACGAUUGUAUCUAUCGAAACUAUUGAUCUUAUGAAACCUGUUCCGAUUCCGGCCCUACAGUCAUUUGAUGCAAAGAAGAUUGCUGAAAGCGCAAAAACUCUGGCAUUCCGUAUUGAUAAAAGUCGACAUAAGAUUUGGAUGUCAAUUGAGGUCUUUCUCAAAGGAAGUCGCGGUCUACGUGAUUGUGAAAUCAAUAAAAGAAACUCCUCGUUAUUUUUCAAUUUGAUUGGCCAUCUCAAGGCUGUGAAAGAUUUCGAGACUUUGGGGUAUGUGGCUUGUGUCCUGGAAAUGAACCGACGUGAACACAACAUCAUGGAGUAUGAUGAGAAAAAUGACGAACAAGUGACUACUCCAACAGACUACUUCAAUUCGAAGUCGGUAAACCAGCCACACGCAGGUAUUGCCUCAUCAAGUAGUGCUCGAUCAGGUGAAACUCCUGAUCCCACAUCUGGUAUUGAAUCAUCAUCUCAAUCACCAUCCAAAGGAUCAUGGAGUCAAUUUUUUUUUUCACUCACUGGUGGUACUGGACUUUCAUCCACCUUAAAUCAAGUCCCAAUUGGAGCUUCAAAAACGUCUUCAUCUUCUUUGACUCAAAUUCAAAAUAGUGCAUCUACUACUUCUUCUACUGAUAAAGCUGUUGCUAAACUUAAACAACAGUUGGGAGUUAGCCCUGCUGCAUAUGAUUCGGCUUCUUAUAAACGACGUGUAGAAGGAGGUAGUAGUUUACCACAUGAGAAGAAUGUUAGCUUUAGUACUGAUGAGAGUCAUGUUGAUAUGGCUACGAAAAACGCUAACGGAUUGAGAUCACAACGAAGAAGAGUCUACCGGGUGAUUGAAUACAGGCGCGAUGAAAUAGAGUUAUCGGAUACACUUGAUGAUCCAAGCUUACAAACCGAACUGGAAUGUUAUCGCUACUUUUUAUGUGAUUUACUCCUUCGAAGAGAAAAGAUAGUAGAACGUACAAUGGUAGUCAAGAUGUUAAGAGCUAGUGAUCCAAAUACACAAUACGAUACUUCUUCAAGAUCUCGAGCUCAAGGAUUAUCUGGAAUAGACGAAAGCUGUACAAUAGAGUUAUUUUUACGUUGUGGUAGAUGUGGUGGUUGUUUGGAAAGUUUAGAAAGGAUUUGUGUGGUUUGUGAUCGGAUUGGAAAAUUACCGAUUUGUUCAAUUUGUCAUAAAAAAGUUCCUAGACUUGCUCAAGAUUGUUUACAAUGUUUUCAUGGUGGACAUGUUGAGUGCAUGAGAACUUGGUGGAAGGAUGAACAGAUGUGUCCCACUGGUUGUGGAUGUUUUUGUAUAAGUAGUGGAGGGAUUUGUGGAUUAAUGAAAAGAAAUGAAAUUGAUACAAGUAUCGGUAGUGAUUCUACUUCGGUCAGAACUAUGAAAAGAAGAAAAAGUAAAAGUAAAAGAAGUGGAAAUGGAAAUAAACAUUUAUCUCGUAAUACUUCUUAUGUUACUUUUUCAUAA